AGUCAAAGGUAACCUAACCUUUUUCUACUCUUGGAGUUAGGCAAGUGAAUUGUUGUCGUGCCUUCAAAAUGGGAAAAACGCUAUUGACUGAUUUGCAAAUGUUAAAAAAUUUUAAAAAGAGUAGUACGUAUUAUAGAAAAAUUGAUAAUCGUAUGAAAAAACCUGAUGUGAAAUCGAAUGUUAAAAAAACUACAAUAUUGAAUGAAAAAUAUAUCGCCUCAACAUCAAAUUUAUCGCAGAAUGCUGUAGAAUCGGUAUUGGAUUCUGUUUUAUUGAAGCAUGAAAAUAUAAAUUUUAAUAAUGAAAGCAAUUAUAAUGUUGAAUCAUCUGAUAAUGAUGAUGCACUUGAAGAUGUACUUGAAGAUGCAGAAGCAAAAUGUAUCGAUUUACGAGAGGCAUUACAAGAAUGGGCACUGACAUUUAAUAUAUGCCAUAAUGCAUUAAAAGCAUUAUUAAAUAUUGUAAUUCCGGCAAAAAUAUCAAAUAUGCCUCGAGAUCCGAGGACACUAUUGGAAACACCAAGAACAGUGGACACUAUAAAGAUGGGAAACGGACAAUAUUGGCACAAUGGACUGCAGACUUGUCUUGAAAAGUGCUUAUCUCAUGUAGAGAACCCUAUGGAUAUCGCACUGAAUUUUAAUAUUGAUGAAUUGCCAAUUCAUAAAAAUUCAAAGAUGCAGUUCUGA
This is a messenger RNA of Ooceraea biroi (clonal raider ant), 686 nucleotides long. RefSeq lists its product as uncharacterized. Lineage: Eukaryota; Metazoa; Arthropoda; Insecta; Hymenoptera; Formicidae. The record is from RefSeq and is a predicted model, not a curated record.